AUCAAGGCGGAGACGGAACGGCGGAAGUGCCUUCUGUGCUGGUGUGCGCGUGCGUGGGGGAGGCUCGGGUCCCGCAUCCCGGAACCGGCUCGAACAGGAUGUUACAGAAAGAGGAAAUCCCAUGAUCUCAUCUUUCUGGUGCAACCAUGAAGGUGAAUCAGAAUACUAUGCUGCUGGGACAGAAGGUGAUCCUGGUGCCCUACACCACAGAGCACGUACCCAGAUAUCAUGAAUGGAUGAAAUCUGAGGAGCUGCAGCGGCUGACAGCCUCAGAGCCUCUGACUCUGGAGCAGGAGUAUGCGAUGCAGCACAGCUGGCGAGAAGACACUGACAAAUGUACCUUCAUUGUACUGGAUGCCGAGAAAUGGCGGGCCCAACCAGACUCAGCUGAAGAGAACUGCAUGGUGGGAGACGUGAACUUGUUCCUUACUGACUUACAGGACCCAACUUUGGGGGAGAUUGAGGUCAUGAUUGCCGAACUCAGCUGUCGACACAGGGGGCUUGGCACAGAGGCAGUUCUGAUGAUGAUGGCUUAUGGAGUGACCACACUAGGUCUCAACAAAUUUGAAGCUAAAAUUGGACAAGGAAAUGAGCCUAGCAUUUGCAUGUUUAAAAAGCUUCACUUUGAGCAGGUGGCUACAAAUAAUAUCUUUCAAGAGGUGACAUUGAGGCUACUGGUGACUGAGCCAGAGAGAGAGUGGCUUCUGAAGCAAACCAGCCAUGUGGAAGAGAAGCAGUACAGAGACAGAAGCUGGUGGAGCCAUGAAGCUAAUAGUUGUUGAUUUUCCUGGGAGCCCUAUUAGUCAGAGAAGAUUCUUAGAUGGAUGAGGGGAUCUAGUCUAUGCUCCCGGAAUAGCCUGUGCUGUAAAGACAGGGCCCUGACAGUUCUAUUUUCCUUAGCAAGACACUCCUCAAAGGCCCAUCCAGAAAAAGUCUCUCCCUGUUCAGGAGAGCCAAAAAAUCUAGAUCAUCAACAGGAUUGAACUCGACUUCUGAUGGGAGCACAUUUGCUGAAGUAAAGCUAAGGAAAGACCCCAGUACAUAGAGAUCUGUGAAGGAUGUACCUGAAGAUCUUCUACAGCCUGCUUUAUUGAGGCCCAGUGCCUGUUGGGCAUGGCUAUUGUAUAUGAAGAAUGCCAGUGUCGUUGCCAUAGGCAAGUUCAGUGCAGUCUGAAGAGUACAGGUUUGUGAGAGAAGAGAAGAACCCAGAGGCAUUUCUGGAACUGGCCACAUGACCUGGCUGAGAGCUCUGGAUUGGGUUACAGCUCCCCUGUGCUCCCAGCCUCCCGAAAUGCAUGUGGGCCUUGAUGUCAAGUUCUAAUUAGUACUAACUCGGGGAGUCCAGAACCUGCCUUCCUCCACAAGGUAGUAGUGGGGCCUGCUUUCCACAUGGGCACCAGGUGGCGGUAGAGGGGUAGUUCAGGACCUCCUGAACCGAACCAGAGAAUCACCCCGUGCCAGAGAUAGAAAGGUCCUGGGUGCUCUGAGGUAGGGGACCACCCUUGAGAACAGCCUUUGUUCUGGCCAUUGUGAAAACACAGAGCCGUUACCCAAGCCUCUCUCAAAUACAUGGUUCUCCUGAGUUUUACUCAUCUGCAAAAUGGGGAUUUGGAUACUGUUCCUGUAAUAUUAAAAAAUUACCUUGACUGUGAAAAACUCCUAA
Molecule: messenger RNA, 1663 nt
Organism: Antechinus flavipes (yellow-footed antechinus)
Lineage: Eukaryota; Metazoa; Chordata; Mammalia; Dasyuromorphia; Dasyuridae
Gene: NAT9
Product: N-acetyltransferase 9 (putative)
Exons: 7
Coding region: 147-782 (211 amino acids)
Biological process (GO): protein acetylation
Molecular function (GO): N-acetyltransferase activity
Source: RefSeq, a predicted model, not a curated record